AUGUCGGCAGCUGCUGAGGUUCAGAGGACGGCGGCCGUGGACCUGGGCGCCCUGCUGGACGCGGGCGACGGCGCGGUCGUCACGCUGGUGGCGGGAGAGACGCGGCUGGCGGCGCACCGCGCGGUCCUGGCCGCCAGGAGCCCCGUGUUCCGAGCCAUGUUCCAGCACGACACGCUGGAGGCCAACUGCGGCGAGCUGACCGACACGGCCCCGGAGCUGUUGACGGCAGCCGACAAAUACGGCCUGUCAGCCCUGAAGGCCGCCUGCGAACAGCAGGUGGCGGCGCAGCUGGAGGUGGAGACGGCGGCGGCUGCAGCUGUGCUGGCGGUGAGGCACUCGUGCCCCAGCCUAACUGCGGCCGCCAUCCACUUCAUAAGGUCUCAAACACACAAAGUAAUGGCGACGCAGGGCUGGGCAGACGCCGUGCUGCAGUACCCGAAAGACAUCGUCGAAGUCAGUCGGCUGCUCAGUGAGCCACCAGCAGAACCCAGCGCGCCGGCCGCCCCCGCCGCGCGGAGCCUCUCUCAACAGGAGAGAGGGAGGAGGCUGAUAGAGGCGGCCAGGGAGGGCGCGGCGGAGCAGCUGCGCGAGUUACUGGCGGCGGGGGCGGACGUGGGGGCGAGGGAGGAGGGGUGGUGGGGCAGCCGGACCGCCCUGCACGUGGCAGCAGGCAGGGGUCACGUGGCGGCGGCCAGCUGCCUCGUCGGCGCCGGCGCGGAGGUCGACGCCAGGACCAGCUGGGGGCAGUGGACGCCCCUGCACUGGGCUGCAUACAAUGGCCACGCUGGUGUGGUGCGGCUGCUGGUCGCCGCCUCUGCUGACCCCAACGCCAGGUGUCGGUGGGGGCGGACGCCGCUGCACAGGGCGGCAGAGUGGGGCCACGCAGAAGCGGCGGCUGAGCUCCUCCUGGCGGGGGCGGACAGGGGGGCCCGGGAUGAGGAUGGCUGGACCCCCCUGGACGUCGCCAGGGAGAGGGGAAAGCAGGAGCUGGUGGAUAUGCUGACACAACGCUGA
This is a messenger RNA of Schistocerca americana (American grasshopper), 1014 nucleotides long. RefSeq names its product ankyrin repeat domain-containing protein 65-like. The record is from RefSeq and is a predicted model, not a curated record. The transcript is spliced from 4 exons. The coding region runs from base 1 to 1014 and encodes 337 amino acids. Gene Ontology annotation, molecular function: protein binding. Lineage: Eukaryota; Metazoa; Arthropoda; Insecta; Orthoptera; Acrididae.